UUUCCCGGUGACCGGUUAAAUUUUAUAAAUAUAAUUUCAUAUUUUGCAAGAAAUAUUUCGUAAUAAAGUGUGUCACUUCAAAAAUACCGCUAGUACGUGUCCGAAACCACAGAAUAACAAUUUAUUAUCAAUAUCAUUAAUAUAACUGACCCAGAAAAUCGAUUUUAUCCUAUAAACUUCUCUAUAGACGGAUCAAAAAAAAUAUGCAAAAGAUUCAACAGCUGAAUCGCAGAAUCAAAAUAAACAAGAGCAAAGUUUCGUGUCUUUCGUGUUUAGUUCACUUCGUGUGAAAAUCCACACUUUCAUAUAUAAUACCUUAAGCUACAUAUCUAUUGCUAUAUUAUAAACCUGGGGAAAUCACCCAAGAACUUUGAGUUUCAAGAGAUUUCGUCACAUCUAUCGGCAAUUUACGUCAUUGAGCACAUUGAGCAGAGCGAAAGCUUCAACUUCCGCACAUAUGUAUUUCUGAAUUGUGACGCGACGCAAACGUUUAAUCCAACCAAAAAUAAGCUACAAAGUCCAAAGCUUUGUAAGCUACAAAACAACAUAAAACACGAACAACAAGUAAGAGAUACGAGAUACGAGUGUAGUUAAAACAGGAGAGAGAGAAAAGAAAAAAGAAAGAAAGAAAAAGUAUCUCUAGAUUCUAUACUUCGGUCGGAUGUGUACUGUGUGUAGUGAUUUUAUUGUAUCUCAAUCUUCGGACGUGCAUAAAAUUCGCUGAUUUUUAUUUUGGUCAAAUCAAUUUUUCUUGCAAGUUGAAGUUGAAGUGUUUAGAACUUAGAACAUAGUUAGAAAGACUUCGUCAAGUAGAAUAUAUGGAUGUUGUUGGAAGUAUCCUCAAAGAUUAAGUCUCCUAGAAAGUAUCUGUCCGAAAAUCUAUACAUAUCUACAAUCAGCUGUUCGCACCGCGCCGCGAGAAUCUUAGAAACGAUCGUGGAUAAAAUAAGACUAAGAAAACGGCAACACUUUGUUUAUAUAGCGCGAAUCAACAACAACAACAACAAAAACAAGAAAAAGACGACCUACUUAUUCUUUGUUCUCGUGUAAAUUUAAAGAGAAAUUCUUUCUUAUACUUAGCUUAGUGUCUUUCUACUGAAUAUUGAUAUUUUUAAUAUUUUCAAAUUUAUUUACGAAAUAAAAAUAUAAACAAAAAUUAAAAAAGUAUUUGUUUAGAGUUUUAUACCACGAAGUAAUGAUUAAUUACAAAUUUAAUCACAUCAUCCCCAUAACUAGUGAACAAAAUUAUAACGAACAGUUUUUAAUAAUAACACAUAUCGUUGAAUCAAUACAAAUAACUCAGUUAGUGUAUCUUUUGAUAAAGAAUAUUCUCAAAACUCUUAUUGAUUUCACUUAAAAUAAUUUUCAAUAUUAUUGUCCAUUGUGUUUUUUGAAUUUAAAACAAAGAGAACAAACGAGAUAACACACUUUCCAAACAGUCCGAAAAGGAGAUACGAAUAAAACAAAAGAAAAACAUAAACCUAAACGAAAUUCGAAUACCAUAUAUAAAAAAUAAAUAUAAAGAAUAAGAAAAAUAAACAAUUAUACGGUUAUAUUGGCAUAAUGAAUAUCAAUAGUCCGAUAUUUGUGCCAUUGGGCCAUGUAUCGGGUCAGGUCUCCGUUCCUGUCCCGGUUCCAGUUACAGUUCCAGUUCCACAUCAAUCAUCAUUGGGACAAUCGGUUUUUGUAAUGUACGAUGUGCCUGGUCCUCAUCAGAACUCUCAAGCUGUCUUAUCAGCAUCGACUGCAGCAAGGCCGUAUCAGCAGUUUACAAACCCGCCUCCACCACAGCAGCAAUAUCGAAACACUUAUCAGAAUCAACAUUUCCGACAACACGAACAACGUACGCGAUAUUUUCAGCGAAUGCAAAACAAUAGUGCAGCGUUGAUGAGUCAAAUUUCAAGUUCCCCUUCGGCUUCUGGUUCAUAUCAGCAUCAGUUUGUCCAGAGUCAGCAAUUCUUUCAGCGUCAAACCCAGCAGCGUCCUUUAAUUACAAAGGAAGAAGUCGAGUAUAUGUUAUGCAUGCAGCGUAGAUACCGUAAGGUCAAUACUGUACAAAUGCAAGUGGACGAUGAACAAAAUGACACUUUGCAACGUGAUCGUAGUAAGGCAAGUCAUUCUACACAACGCAAAAACGAAAAGGACACAAAACAUGAUAAUAAUAGUAAUAAAACUGAUGGGUUAUUGACAAGUAAAUGUCAAAAACAUAAAUCAGUUAAAAAUGUUCAAAAGCAAAAUAGAAAUCAAAAAUUACAUCAUCAUCAUCAUCAUUCGGAAAAUAAUCAUAAUAAUAAUUAUCAAAAGAAAACAACAUCAACAACACGAGCAAAUGACAAGGAAUUUGACACAUUAUUGACAACUAAAUUAAAUGGAAUAAGGGAUAUGAAUUUUACCAGUAAUGGUGAAUAUUUUGCUUCAGGAACAGAAGAAUCAAUAAUAAAUCGUCAUAAUCCCACUCACAGAAACAGUACAGCAAGUGAUGUAGCUAGUACAAGUGAUGAAGUUAAUUCAGUGAGUAGUCAUGAAGACCUCUCCGAUACUUAUGAUUUGGUAAAAGUGAAUAAGAAAACUGCCCGAGCUAGACGCAAUCGCAAACAGCGUCGUCAACAGCAGCAACAAUUACAAGAACAACAAUCACUGCCAGAUCAACAACAGCAGCAGCAAACACAACAACAACAAACACACCAACAACAACAAUCAGCAUCGACACAUCAAAAGAAACAAAAUAAAAACAUUUCAAAUUCGUCAUCUUCGAUAGCAUCAUCUUCGUCGUUGUCAUUGUCGUCAUCAUCAUCAUUGUCGUCGUCACCACCAUCGACACCAAACAGCUUAUUUCAGCAACAAAAACUCAGCAAAUCUUCUCGAAGAAAUGGCAAGAACAACAACAACAACCACAACACUGCCACAGCACAACAACACCCACUAUCGAAAACUGCCAAGAAUCUUUUGCACUGCUCCGAAACACCAUCUUCGUCGGCAACAAAUUCGGUUUCUUCAUCACCUACUGCCUCACCAAAAGCCAAAAGGAUCGGAAAAAUUCGUCAUCUAUUUGAAUCUCCCCUCAGUUUGGUGGAUGUUUUGUCGGAAUAUGAAAUUGCCAGUUAUUUGCGUCAGUAUGUUCCUGAUGCUAAAAAGCUGAGAAAUUUUGGUUAUCCCGUUGAGAGCACUGUUUACGAGGGAUGCAUUGAGAUCUAUAAAAGUGUGCCGAGCUUUUUCCCACCACGUGCCACUGCUACAACAAGACAUCAUCAUCCAGUAGGUGUGGUGAAUUCCACCGAUGGUCUUAGGAGUUUCACCUCUCCCAAUCGCAAACUGUCAUCGGGAGACAGUGGCAAGGGCAGUGGGACAUCAACUCCAUUGUCAUACAAUGCCAGCCCAGCUGACAGUGACUACUCAGAGGAAGAGAAUACCGCUGAUAUGAUAUACUCACAGGUGGUCGAGAAGAAUUGUGUGCGCUGCAGAAAACCAUUUAAAGUCACCACCAGUGGUGAGUUCAUUACUCGAGAACCAUGCAACUAUCACUGGGGAAAGCAAGAAGCUGGUGAAUACAUGGACGAAAAGGGUGAUUCAACAUCAAUCACUUUCUUUUCGUGUUGCAAGAAGGUGCCACCAGAGCCGUGCACACAAAACCACGUACAUGUCUGGACAGACAUUACAUCGGGCCUUAACGGACCCUACACAGACUUUGUGCACACGGAGCCUAGGCGUCGUCUGAGCAAAAUCGGCUCAACAGACGACGACGUCAAGAUAUACGCUCUUGACUGUGAAAUGUCGUACACCGGCUUCGGCAUGGAAGUGACAAAAGUCACUGUAGUCUCAUACAACGGAACUCCCGUCUACGAAAGUAUUGUCCAUCCCAGAUCUGAGGUCGGCGAUUACAAUACUCGAUUCUCGGGGGUUAGUGAAAAAGAUUUCGCACCCGGAAGCGAAGCAAGAACACUCGAAACAGUACAAAAUGAUUUGCUUGAUCUCAUUGAUGCCGACGAUAUACUUAUCGGGCAUGCGCUUGAAAACGACCUUAGAUCCCUCCGGAUAGUGCACAAGCGCAUUGUCGACACUGCUAUCAUAUAUCCACAUCCAAAUGGUUUUCCCUUCAGACGCGGAUUGAAGAGCAUAGUUACCGCUGAACUAGGCCGCGAAAUACAAGUCGACGAAGCCGGCCAUAGUAGCUUAGAAGAUAGCUUGGCAUGUCUCGAACUGAUGCUCUUAAAGGUGCGUUCCGAUUGGCGAGCCAAAUCCACUAAAAAGGCAAAAUCCGAAACGCAGCCUAUUAUUCCCAAGUCCGAACAGUUUGUGGUGAUCUCCCAACAUCAAUCCGCUCUGAAAGCGUAGAGAGUGCAAUCAAGCCAAACAUAAUGCUUCGCAACUACGAGCUUGCUUUGUUUGUAAGGCUUAAAACAAAACAUAUUUUUUUAUAAAUUACUGUUUCAUUUUGAUAGAAGAAAGAAAAACAAAAACAAAUAUAAAUAUUUUAAAACAAAAUUGUUAUAGGGUAAAAAUAUUGUAAAUUCGUUCGAUCUUUACAAAAGUAAAAUUUAAAACAAAACAAAAACACCUUACCAUAAAAAAAAAACACAAGCAAAACAAAUAAUUAAGUGGAAAUCUAUUAAAUAUACCUACAAAACAAAAAUGGAGCGGAAUUUUAAAAAAAUAUAUAUAUAACGAACUGAUUUAUUGCUGUGAUUUUCUCUUUUUCUCAUUUUUAAUAUAAAACAAAAAUAUAAACAAAAAAUAUCUAAAACAGACAUUUUUGUAUUUUCCACAAUAUCAUUUUUUGUAUAUCAGUUAAAAAAAUUAUUUAAAAAAAAAUAAAAACAAAAAAUAUGUCCACUCCAUAAUUUAUCGUGUGAUGAAGAAAAUUCUUCAUUUGUCCAUAAUAUUUUUUUUUUUAUUUUAUUUAACACUUUUAUAAUAUUUAUUGAAAGCAAACAAAACUUACUGAACUAAAAAUCAUCUACCAUCAUCGCAUCAUCAUAUUUUACAUUUAUUUUGUUGUUGAUAAAAAUAAAAAUUCUUUAUAUCUUUACAUACAUUUAAUUUUAAUUAAAAAACAAAAUAUACAAACUAAGUUUUAAGAUUAGAAAAUAAGACACAAAAAAAUAUAAACAAUGUUUUUAAUGUAAUGUAAAACAAUAAAAUUAAAACAAUGCAAACUUUUUUUUGUCAAUUUUUAGGUUUGUUCCUAAUUUGUACAGAGAAAUGUAAUUAAUAAUAUUAUUUAAAAACAACAAUUAGUUGACUUGAAAGAAAUGAAAAGAAAUAUUUUGUUUUAAAGCAUUUAGUCAAGCAGUUUAUAUAAGUAGUACCUUUUGUAUUUGCAAAAACAAAUUUUUGGCAAACAUUUUACAAUAUAAAAUAUGUUUGUAUGUUUUUUGAUGAAUAACAAUAACAAUAAUUUAAUGCUAUACAAGAACACACGAAAGUUAAACUGAGAAAUGAUGAAGUGAAGUGAAGUUUCUGAAACUGAUCGGAAGAGAAUAAAAAUGCUACUUUAUUUUUUUACAAAACAAA
Molecule: messenger RNA, 5511 nt
Organism: Eupeodes corollae
Lineage: Eukaryota; Metazoa; Arthropoda; Insecta; Diptera; Syrphidae
Gene: prage
Product: putative RNA exonuclease pqe-1
Exons: 3
Coding region: 1564-4332 (922 amino acids)
Cellular component (GO): nucleus
Molecular function (GO): exonuclease activity; nucleic acid binding
Source: RefSeq, a predicted model, not a curated record